AUGUUCGACCAAGAUGUUUAUCUAAACAAAUACAACAAAUUACGAUGUAUCUACAAAUACUAUAUCGAUUCAUUUCUUGCGUUGUAUAAGUUGAAAACGGAAUCAGAAGAAGAAUUAAAGUCAAUUUACAAAAUGAUCAAAACAGAAUUGAUUGAUUCCAAUAAAUAUCCACCCAAAAAUAUUAUAAAAGACAUUUUGAAUAUCAUUCCGUAUAAUAAUCGCUAUGCAAUGUCAUAUUUAUCUUUAACUAAACUCUUUUAUGAUGAAUAUCAUGUGGAACAAGUCAACAAUCUCAUAUCUCCUUCAAACACCCUGUUUUAUAAAGAAUAUGAAAUUAAAUUAGACAAAUCUUCUGAUUCCGGAAAUAAUUAUAUAAAAAAUCUGGAUAUUCAUACAGAAAAUACAAUAUACAGAGCAAUUAUGAAUAAUGACAAAGAAAGAUUCAUUUGCUUCACAGAAAGAGAUGGAUUUGAUAAAAAUGAAAUACUUGAAAGCAGUUUAUAUCCUUAUUCUAAAGAAGGAUAUUCAUUACUUGAAUUAUGUUGUUACCAUGGGGCAGUUGAUUGUUUCAAGUUAUUAAGAACAAAAUUUAACUCAGAAAUAACUAAAAAAUGUCUACAAUUUUCAUUUUUAGGCGGAAAUCCAGAGAUCAUGAGUGAAUGUUUAAAAUAUCAAAAAUCAGAUGAUGAUUGCAUGGAAUAUGCAAUUAUUUCACACAACAUUGAUUUUGUAACAUUCCUGAUGAAUGAAUACAAAAUAAAGAUUGAUUUAGAUAUUUGUGGAUUUUACAAUAAUCUUGAAGCCUUUUUAGUUUAUUUCAAUCAAACUAAUGAUACAAACAAAUGUUUUGUUUAUUCACCGAUUUUUAAUAUUCCAUCCCUUUGUGAAUAUUUUCUAUCACAUGGUAUGAAAAUCAAUGGAAAAGAUAAAGAUGGAAAAACAGCACUUCAUACUGCAGCAUUUCGCAAUUGUAAAGAAACUGCAGAACUUCUUAUUUCACGCGGCGCAAAAAUCAAUGAACAAGAUGAUUAUGGAGAAAUAGCACUUCAUAAAGCAGCAUGGAAUAGUAGUAUUGAAACUGCAGAGGUUCUUAUUGCACAUGGUGCGAAUAUCAAUAAAAAGGAUAAAUAUGGACAAACCCCUCUUCAUUUUGCAGUAUAUUGUUUUUGUAAAGAAUUCGCAGAACUUCUUAUUUCGCAUGGUGCGAAUGUCAAUGAAAGAAUGAAUAUUGGAGAUACAGCACUUUAUACAGCAACAUAUCUUAAUGAUUUAGAAAUGGCUGAACUUCUUAUUUCACAUGGUGCGAAAAAAUAA
Molecule: messenger RNA, 1314 nt
Organism: Trichomonas vaginalis G3
Lineage: Eukaryota; Parabasalia; Trichomonadida; Trichomonadidae
Product: proteasome regulatory particle assembly
Exons: 1
Coding region: 1-1314 (437 amino acids)
Molecular function (GO): protein binding
Source: RefSeq, a predicted model, not a curated record